This is a messenger RNA of Orbicella faveolata, 2895 nucleotides long. RefSeq lists its product as uncharacterized. The record is from RefSeq and is a predicted model, not a curated record. NCBI's taxonomy places the organism in Eukaryota, Metazoa, Cnidaria, Anthozoa, Scleractinia, Merulinidae.
UACUCGUAGUCUAACUAAUUGGGGACACUAUUUACAUAUUAAAAUAUACCUUAGCUACAUAAAGAUAAAAUUAUUUACAAUUUAAUUCGAAACAAAGACCCUUAAUAGAUGAAAGAUAAAACCCUUAAUAGAAGAUAACAGACGGAUUUCCGGGGCGCUAUAUGAACUUGAAGGUAAAUUUCACGUUUUCCCACUUUUAUCACUCUAGUGGGAGGCAGCGUGGCCGAGUGGUUAAUGCGCAGGAUUUCAAAUCCGGAGGUUGCCGGUUCAAGUCCUGCUCUGACCACUAAGUUUAAGUUGUUUCUCGGUAGACCCUAGUUCAACUCCUCGGUCGUGCUUGUAAAUAGCCAACUGGUCUGCCUCCUGCCAGUUGGGAUUUUUAAGCCAAUAAUGUCGAUAUAUUUGUUUCUUUCAGUUUAAGUAGCAUGCCUGUGAUCUAGCUAGGUAUAGCUAAGCACAUUGACCACCAUAAACAACAACAUUUGAACAUUUUUUAUUCCUGGAAAAAAAUAUUUGAAGUAAUCCACAUUCUCUUAUGCUCUUUUCCUACCUUUUCUCUAAAACUUCUUUGUAACUACUUUUCAGGGAGAUGGUGAGUUUUAAUUUCAAUUUUGUUCACGCUUACGAAUCAUAAGACAUUUUAAUAAAAUCUGCAGACAUUUUAAUAAAAUUUUAAUAGACGUGAUUCUAUCUUAGAUUUAGCCAAUAUUAUUUGUAGAACGUAACUGGUUCGCAGCUUGCAACUCAGCAAGUUCAACUUGUGACGUCUUUGUAUCGCAAAUUUUCCGUUACGCCAUUUCGUAUGCAUCUCAGUGCACGUGUAACGCCUCUUGAUGACGCAUAAUACAGUCGUUGCAACGUUGCCGCUGGCCUCAGAGUCCUUGGACCGUCUGAUCUGAGAAUCAGACAACGUUGUCACAAUCAUCGCAAAAAGUCGAACACUACGUGCAUCGCUUGCCUCAAUAAAACCGUUGCGAGACUCUUUUUUGCCUGCGACAAGGAUUGCCUAGUGACGUGUAACAGCGCUGGAACCGCGACAGCGUUUUGCAAGGCACGUUACAGGGACCUAAAUUGGAGGGAAGAGGAGGGGGACAAAAGGCGCACAAUUUCUUCUGCAUAUUCUGUGUCGUUAAUGGAAUUGCGAGUUCCCCACUUCAUCCUUUUUCGCGGAACCAAAGUUUUUUUUCAGAAAUGUUUGUCCUGAGUUUUAAUGAUUUCAUAUUUGUGUCUUAAUUGCCAUUUUGAGUUCACUUGACUGUGAGAACCAAGUACAAUCUCAAAAAAUCAAAACGAGGCUAUCAUUCAUUCAUUUGAAGUUUAGGCCCACGUGACUGUCAGUGAUCUAAAAUCUUGACAGAUCAAAACAAAGUUUUUUCGGGCAUUUUCUCGUUUGUUUCUUAUUUCUUGGGCUUCUGUCUAUUGCUUCCCAUGAUUGGAAGGACAAUGGAACUCGCCUUGCUCCUGGUUCUGGUCAGUGGUAUAUCGUGCAGAGCGCAUGCUCAGCAUCUGAAGCAUUCACAUUUGAAGGAUGUGCACCCAGCUAAGAAGUUCAACAUCGUGGCUCAUUCCAGGAACGAGGACAACAUGGUGGUCGUGUUGAAGGGAAGGGAUGGAUCAAGCGGACAAAACGGUACGCAGGGCGACCCCGGUUUACCAGGUCAGCGUGGCCCACCGGGAGUACCGGGUUCUAAAGGAACACCGGGAGUAUGUACCAAAGAGCAGUGUGAAUCAAAUGAACUAAAACUUCUGAUUCAGCGUUUAAAUGCGCUUGAAAAGUACGUCAAGGACAAGCAGAAUCAAACUGGCGGGGAGCCAUGUAUUAAACCCACACCCCAAGUCACGCCUGGCACUACAAAGAUCUGUCCAACAACACCCACACCUUUAACACCAACCACUCCAACUCAGAAGCCAUAUCCAGCCCUUCCCCAGCCCCCUGCGGUUGCUGCCCCUGUCCCUGCUCCUGCUGUUUCCCCCCAAUCUCCUGCUCCGGCUCCGGCUCCUGCUCCUACUGCUUCCCCCCAAGCUCCUGCUCCUGCCCCUGGUCAAGUUCAAGCCCCAGGCUCUCCUUCACCGGCGUCCGCGCCUGUUCCAGUGAAACCCCAGACUCCUCCUUCCGUCGUUGUACCAGCGAGUCCCGCCCAGGUCCUUUGGGCCAGUCCCGCGCCGUCACAAGUCCCCAUGGCAGUUCCUGUCGGUUUUACUGUCCAGAGCACGGUAGAAGCGCCGGGGACGUUUCCUGGAGGAAAUGGUCAGGUUGAGAUACAGGGAGUUGUUACGCCCCAGGUUUCCGUGCAGGGCUACUCGGCAACUCCUGGAACUGUUCAAGCCGCGCAACCUAGCACUACUUUCAAAAAAAGCAGCAUCUCAUCAAAAGUUGCUACCAAACCCAAACACGGGCACAAGACGUUCAGUCGUCAUACCGCUGACCACCAUAAAACGCAGGCUCAUAAGCUGCCAGGGAAACCCCGUAACCACUGAAAUGACUGCGUAACAUCGAAUGGAAGGAAAGUCAGUUCACUCCACUUAAACAAAAUUCUUGUUAGGAGAGCUUUAGAAAAUGUGCAAAGAACGAUAGAGAGUAUUUUAAAUCAUUUGUACAUUGUUAAUUGUCCUAUAUUUGAAAUGAUUUUCAGCAGAUUAUGAACAAUAACUCAUACAUGAACUAUGUAGCAGGCUAGAAUUCACCAAAACAUUUUUCUAUACUAUGUUGCGAUUGGUUGUGAGGGAUAUCAAGCAAAUUUGCGUGCGUUGUGCCACUAAACAGUAAGAUUUAACUGCAAAACUAACGGAGAAUUUUAUUGGGAAACGGGCAGCGUUUCAGCGUUUCACUGAGAAAUAAUAAUCUUAUUUUUUUCGUAGCAAAUAACAAACAAAUAAACACAUUUAAAAUGCGCA